AUGAGCCGCAAUUCCGCCACCUCUGCUACCCCUUUGGUUUUGCCAGCUGCUCAGGACAGCUACACAGUCGCAUUGGUCACUUCUGUGGGGCUGGUCUGUCUGAACUCCAUCCAGUACGGAUUCCACAUGUCAGAGCUCAACGCCCCUGAAGAGCUCAUCAAAGAGGCACUGAAACUUGACACUUCACAGGUGGGGUUGCUCACUUCGAUCUUCUCCAUUGGUGGACUGAUGGCGUCCACGUUUGCAGGCCAAAUAAGCUCCCGUCUUGGUCUAAGGUCCAGCUUUCUCGUCACUGCUAUCUAUUAUACUAUAGGCUCGUAUCUGGAGUAUGGCGCCCAGACCUAUCUGUCGAUGCUGUUUGGACGAUUUGUGAGCGGACUGGGGGCAGGAUGUGCUUUAGUGCUUGUUCCGCUGUACAUCAACGAGAUUGCGCCAGUUUCUUUGCGAGGCGUGCUGGGAUCAAUGAACCAGGUGAGCAUCAACCUGGGGAUUUUACUCGCGCAGGUUCUGGCAAUUUGGUGGGCUACAGAGAUGAAUUGGAGGCUAAUUCUGGGAUCAGGGGUGGUCCUGGCAGCGUCGACGCUGCUUCUGUCCCUGUUGCUUCUGAAAGAGUCUCCUAAAUGGCUGAUUCUCAACCAGGGCAACGAAGCCAGAGGUUUGCGCAUUCUGAACAGGCUCAGGGGCAACAAUACCUUGCAAUGUGCUCAAGAGGUACAGAUCUGGAAAGAAGAGAAGAAAAGGCACAUGCAGCUCAUAGAGUCUAAUCCGUCGCUCAAAACACUCUCGUUCUACACUUAUCUAACAAACCCGAACUACAGAAACUCGCGCAUUGUUUCUACAGUGCUGAUGGUGGGACAGCAGCUUGCAGGAAUCAACUCGAUUGUGUUUUAUGGAGUCAAAAUCCUGACGGGUUUGUUCCCAGCGCACGCUGUUGCAAUCAAUUGUCUCAUCAGCCUCGGAAACAUGCUGAUCACUUUCGCCGCAUCCUUGUUUCUGGACAGAGUUGGCCGCAAACCAAUGCUGCUCGCCUCGGUGGCAAUUAUGGGCGUCGCCUCCGCGUCACUCAGUCUCGGCAUUAUAUCUGGCAACUCGGCGCUCACGCUGCUUGGGGUCUUCGUUUACGUCGGCUCUUUUGCUAUUGGGUGCGGACCUAUCCCAUUUUUGAUCAUUAGCGAGUUUUCACAGGUGGAAAUCAAAGACCUAGCCCAAAGUUGGGGAACAGACUGCAACUGGAUCAGCUGCUUUGCGGUUGGCUUUCUAUUUCCUAUUCUCAACUCUUGCAUAGGAGGAUAUACAUUUCUGCUGUUUGCCGCUGUCUGUGCAUGCUUCUACGCGUUUAUCUACACGACUGUGCCCGAAACCAAGGGCAAGAGUACCUACGCCGAGGUCUGGGGUAUCCGAGGAGACAGAUCCUAG
Messenger RNA from Ogataea haglerorum, 1416 nucleotides. RefSeq lists its product as uncharacterized. The record is from RefSeq and is a predicted model, not a curated record. NCBI's taxonomy places the organism in Eukaryota, Fungi, Ascomycota, Pichiomycetes, Pichiales, Pichiaceae. Gene Ontology annotation, biological process: monosaccharide transmembrane transport. Gene Ontology annotation, cellular component: membrane. Gene Ontology annotation, molecular function: hexose transmembrane transporter activity. The transcript has a single exon. Bases 1 to 1416 code for a protein of 471 amino acids.